Molecule: messenger RNA, 3203 nt
Organism: Papaver somniferum (opium poppy)
Lineage: Eukaryota; Viridiplantae; Streptophyta; Magnoliopsida; Ranunculales; Papaveraceae
Product: alpha-xylosidase 1-like
Exons: 3
Coding region: 87-2882 (931 amino acids)
Biological process (GO): carbohydrate metabolic process
Molecular function (GO): carbohydrate binding; hydrolase activity, hydrolyzing O-glycosyl compounds
Source: RefSeq, a predicted model, not a curated record
CCCAACAUCUACAGUUACUACCACUACUGUAGUUCCUUCAAUUACUCACUCUCUUCCAUCUCUGUUUUCUGAACAACAAGAAGAAGAUGAUGUUCUUCUCUAAAUCUCCAUGGCCUCCUACAAUACUUCUGUUUCUCUUCAUUCUAAAUAUUAUACUUGUUUCCUCAGCUAAAACUACUUCUAGUACUUCAAAAAUCGGUCAAGGUUACAGUCUCAUCUCCAUUGAAGAAGCUCCUAAUGGAGGUCUCAUUGGUCACUUACAUCUCAACAAGAAAACCAACAUUUAUGGUCCUGAUAUCCCACAUUUACAACUCUUUGUCAAGCAUGAAACUGAAGAUCGAUUAAGAGUUCACAUAACAGAUGCAGAGAAACAGAGAUGGGAAGUGCCAUACGACUUACUCCCAAGAGAAAAACCACCAAAAUCUGCAUUACACAAAAGUGUUGCUGGAGAAACAGGGGAGAUUCCAUUCCUAUCUGAAAAAUCAUCAGCAGGAAGUGAACUUGUUUUCAGUUACGUAUCAAACCCAUUUAGUUUUGCAGUAAAAAGGAAAUCAAACGGAGAAACCCUUUUCGAUUCAAGCUCAGAAAAUUCAGACCCAUUCAGCAACUUAGUCUUCAAAGAUCAGUACAUUGAAAUCUCAACGAAGUUACCAAAAGAUGCAUCCCUAUACGGUCUUGGUGAAAACACACAACCCCAUGGAAUCAAACUCCAUCCAAACGAUCCAUACACAAUCUACACAGCUGAUCAGUCUGCAAUCAAUCUUAACAUGGAUUUAUAUGGUUCUCAUCCUGUUUAUAUGGAUCUUAGAAACGUUGGUGGUCAAGUUAGUUCACAUGGUGUUCUGUUGCUCAACAGUAAUGGAAUGGAUGUUAUUUACAGAGGAAAUUCUUUGACUUAUAAAAUUAUUGGUGGGGUUUUGGAUUUUUACUUCUUUGCUGGAGGGGCUUCACCGCUUUCUGUUGUGGAUCAGUACACUCAGUUGGUCGGUAGACCUGCACCUAUGCCCUACUGGGCUCUUGGAUUCCAUCAAUGCAGAUGGGGUUAUAAGAACGUAUCAGUCACUGAAGCAGUUGUUGAGAAUUACCGAAAAGCCAAAAUCCCUCUUGAUGUCAUCUGGAAUGAUGACGACCACAUGGAUGCAGCAAAGGACUUCACUCUUGAUCCCGUCAACUUCCCUCGCCCAAAGCUUUUGGCCUUCCUCGAAAAGGUUCAUUCACGUGGCAUGAAGUACAUUGUUCUCACUGACCCUGGAAUCGGUGUCAAUGAAUCGUACGGUGUAUUCAAACGUGGAAUGGCAGAUGAUGUUUUCAUCAAAUAUGAAGGUGAACCCUUCCUAGCUCAAGUCUGGCCUGGACCUGUAUACUUCCCAGAUUUCCUUAAUCCUAAAACCGUUUCGUGGUGGACUGAUGAGAUCAGGCGUUUCCGUGAUCUUGUACCCAUUGAUGGUCUUUGGAUCGAUAUGAACGAGCCUUCAAAUUUCUGCUCUGGUAAAUGCAAGAUAGUGAAGAAUAGACCAUGCCCAGGAGACCCAGGAUGGGAAUGUUGCUUGGACUGUACAAAUAUAACGACGACUCGAUGGGAUGAUCCUCCUUACAAGAUCAAUGUUUCAGGUGUACAUGCUGCUUUGGGGUUUAAAACUAUAGCUACAAGUGCUACACACUACAAUGGUGUCUUGGAAUAUGAUGCUCACAGUCUCUAUGGUUUCUCUCACGCCAUUGCAACUCACAAAGCCUUUAUGGCACUCGAAGAAAAGAGGCCGUUCAUAUUAACGCGGUCGACUUUUGUUGGUUCAGGACACUAUGCAGCACAUUGGACAGGUGAUAACAAAGGUACUUGGGAGAAUCUGAAGUAUUCAAUCUCUACAAUGCUGAAUUUUGGUAUAUUUGGAGUUCCUAUGGUUGGUUCAGAUAUUUGUGGAUUUUAUCCUGCCCCGACUGAAGAGCUUUGUAACCGUUGGAUCGAGCUUGGUGCGUUCUACCCUUUCUCAAGAGAUCACGCAAACUUCUAUUCCCCCAGCCAAGAGCUCUAUGUUUGGGAUUCUGUUGCAAAGUCUGCACGAAAUGCACUUGGUAUGAGGUACAAGCUCCUUCCUUAUCUCUACACAUUGAACUACGAGGCUCACAUUAGUGGUGCUCCUAUUGCAAGGCCAGUUUUCUUCUCGUUCCCAAAUUUUACUGAAAGUUACGGGCUAAGUACUCAGUUCUUGUUGGGGAGUAGUGUGAUGGUAUCACCUGUACUUAGGAAAAAGGCUACAAAGGUGAAAGCUCUGUUUCCCCCAGGUACUUGGUACAAUCUCUUCGAUAUGACACAAACAGUUAUAGGUAGAGGACAGUAUGCAACCUUGGAUGCGCCUUUGCAUGUAAUCAACGUGCAUGUUUAUCAGAACACUAUACUUCCAAUGCAGCAGGGUGGAUUGACUUCUAGAGAGGCAAGAACCACGCCUUUCAGCCUCGUAGUUACUUUUCCGUCAGGUGCUUCUAAGGGAGACGCUAAAGGGAAGCUUUAUCUUGAUGAUGAUGAACUUCCUGAAAUGAAACUUGGAAAUGGGUACUCGACAUAUAUUGAUUUCUAUGCUACAGUAAAUGAGAAAACCGUGAAGGUUUGGUCUGACGUUCAAGAUGGUAAGUAUGCAUUACAGAAAGGAUGGACCAUAGAGAAGGUGACUGUAUUAGGAUUGGAUGGAAUUGGAGAAUCGCUUGCAGUUGACAUUGAUGGAAUGCCUGUUUCGGAUAUGUCAAGUGCUGAAUUCUCUGCAUCAGAUCUGUAUCACUUGGAGAAGUUAGAAGGAGACACCAAAAAGAAGGGUAUGAUGGUAGAAGUCAAGGGGUUGGAAUUGCCUCUUGGGAAGAAAUUUUCUAUGUCUUGGAAAAUGGGCAUCUAAGGUGAAGAGAUGGAUUGCAGAUGAAGAAGUAAGUAACAUUACUUCUGCGCUGCAUUUGAUUUCGGCUUCUCUCAGUUUCCUUUGACUAGAUUAGUUUCUACUUAAGAAUUAUUCAUCCCAUGCAAUUCAUAGGAGAUGGAUUAUCUUUUUCUGCAUUCUCUUUUCCAAGUAUUUUUCUGGUUGUAGUUUAAAAGACUCCAAAUAGAAGUCUUAAAUAAACUCUUGGCAGAGCUGCUAUUUGGAGAACAUAUUGAAAGGAAAAAAAAAUCCAGUGUAUUAAGAAGCUAGACAGGUCUUAGAAAUUUGAUUCAUUUUGCAUUU